AUGCUGCCUCCGAGGCGGGUGGAGGCAGCGCUGCCGAGGCGAAUAAGGACAUUGUUCGCGUUCACUUUUUACUUCUUCCAGUUUAUAUCCCCGAGUCGGCCAGCUCCCAACGCCUUUGCUAGCCCAUCCCUCCAUAGCGCCAACAAGUGCAGCACAAUUAGGCCAGCGUCACAUUAUCCCUGCCCCACCGCAAGACCCCUCACGUUGGCCAACACCAAGUCCAGAUUUGUUGUGGACUUGGUGGACAGCAUUAGCUCCGAACCUUCGGGAAUUGUUAUCACUUCGCCAGGGCUGGCUGUUGCAACCUGGCCUCGUGCCUGUGAGGAGGGAUUAAAUUGGCCCACACAUUUGCUUCCUCUUGGGCUCGUCGAGGUUAAGUCAAGGCGUUCAGAAUUAGCCGCCUUAAUCGAGUCUUGCAAGAUGCUCCUCACUACGGCACAACAACGAGCCAAGCCGUUAUUUCGACAGGCAGAGUAG
Messenger RNA from Protopolystoma xenopodis, 477 nucleotides. The record is from the annotation of a GenBank genome assembly. Lineage: Eukaryota; Metazoa; Platyhelminthes; Monogenea; Polystomatidea; Polystomatidae.